Saprolegnia parasitica CBS 223.65 is the source of this 1450-nucleotide messenger RNA. RefSeq lists its product as hypothetical. Bases 31 to 1293 code for a protein of 420 amino acids. The transcript has 8 exons. Lineage: Eukaryota; Oomycota; Saprolegniomycetes; Saprolegniales; Saprolegniaceae. Gene Ontology annotation, molecular function: hydrolase activity, acting on carbon-nitrogen (but not peptide) bonds. The record is from RefSeq and is a predicted model, not a curated record.
GCAGUUUCGACGACCGACAACGAAGACGACAUGACUGGCGUGGACUUGAUCGUCGUGGGCCGACACGUGGUCCCGGUGGUGCCCGAAGGCGCGAUCCUCGAGAACCACGCGCUCGUCAUCACGAGCGGCGUCAUCCAGGACAUCCUUCCGGCCGACGACGCGCUGGCCAAGUACACGGCGAAGGAGGUCGUGCGCCUCGACGAGCACAUUUUGAUGCCUGGCAUGGUCAACGCGCACACGCACGCGUCCAUGACGCUUCUCCGCGGCCUCGCCGACGACAAGCCGCUCUGCAACUGGUUGAUGGAAGACAUUUUUCCCACCGAGGGCAAGUUUGUCAGCGACGAGUUCGUCCGCGACGGGACGCUCCACUCGGCCGCCGAGAUGCUCCGGUCGGGCACGACGUGCGCCAACGAAAUGUACUUCUUCCCGGAUGCGGCCAUUGAGACGUUCGAGGCCGUCGGCAUGCGUGCGCUCGUGGGGCAGAUCGCGGUGGAAUUUCCGACCGCAUAUGGCUCGGGCCCGGACGACUACUUUACCAAGGCCCGUGCCAUGUUUGCCAAGCACAAGGACUCGAAGCUGGUCAAGCUCAGCGUUUGCCCGCACGCGCCGUACACGGUCUCGGACGCGACGUUCGCCAAGGUCAAGGCCAUCUCGGACGAGUUCAACGUGCGCGUGCACCUCCACUUGCACGAGACGGAGGGCGAGUGCUGCGACAGCGAGACCAAGACGCCGUCGAUGCUGUGCCACCAGAGCCCUGAAAAGUGCCGUCCCCUUCAGAACAUGCAGCGCCUCGGCAUUCUGAACGAGAAGCUCAUUGCGGCGCACAUGACGCAGCUCACGGACGCCGAGAUCGACCAGGUGGCCGCCGCGGGCACGAGCGUCGCCCACUGCCCGUCGUCCAACCUCAAGCUCGCGUCGGGCAUCUGCCGCGUCUCGGACCUCCUUGCCAAGGGCGUCAACGUCGCGAUUGGCACGGACGGCGCGGCGAGCAACAACACGCUCAACAUGUUUGCCGAGAUGAAGCUCGCGGCGAUCCUCGCCAAGGCCGAGUCUAAGGAGUGCACGAGCGUGCCGGCGGCGACGGCGCUGCGCAUGGCGACGCUCAACGGCGCCAAGGCGGUCGGCAUGGACCACAUCAUCGGGUCCCUCGAAGUCGGCAAGCAUGCUGAUAUCGUUGCGGUCGCCGCUGACUCGAUCGAGAUGCUUCCGAUGUACAACGCGGUUAGCCACCUCGUCUACGUCGCGGGCCGGAGCACGUCUCGGAUGUCUGGGUCGCGGGCCAGCGCCUUCUGAAGGACCGCGCGCUUACGACGAUCGACGAGUCGGUCGUCAAGAGCCACUGCAAGAAGUGGUACAGCGCCAUUAGCUCGCACCACGCCGAAAUGCAGCAAACCAAGUAACUGGAGGUGGAAAACGCCGUUGAAUACAACGAUCCAUAUUGUGUCUCGCG